Molecule: messenger RNA, 697 nt
Organism: Daphnia pulex (common water flea)
Lineage: Eukaryota; Metazoa; Arthropoda; Branchiopoda; Diplostraca; Daphniidae
Product: extensin-2-like
Exons: 2
Coding region: 93-524 (143 amino acids)
Source: RefSeq, a predicted model, not a curated record
CCAUUAAAUUUAUCAGUCCAAUACUGUUCAAUCACGUAUCAAGAUAUCUGUUUUGAUUUAUAUCCCCUUUUCCAAUUCAUUCCGUCAUCAAUAUGAGUCUGUCUGGUUCGAUCAAAAACAUGAAUAAGAUCUUGCUGAUUCAAUGUCUAUUGUGGGCAUCCAAUGGCGUUUUGGGUGGUAUGAUGCCUAAAGGUCACAUGGGCAGGAUGGAGCAUAAAGCCAAUGAAGCCGGCGAAUACUACUACACUCAACCUCAAAGCUACUACCCAACUCCGGCGCCAGAGUACUACACCGAGGCUCCAAAAUACUACGCCACUCCGAGCUACUACACUCAGCCGACCCCUUACUACACCACUCCAAGCUACUACACCGAGACUGAGAAAUACUACGCUACAAAGGCGCCAGAGUACUACACCACAGUAAGUUACUACACCGAAGCUCACAAGUACUAUUCCGCUCCAUCAUACUACACUACUACUGUGUCGUAUCCCGCCAGCUAUCAGAGGGCAGUGCCAUCGUAUUGAUUUCAUAUUUUCUUGGGAAAACCUUUAAAUGUUUAGUCAUAUUCUCGUUUCUCUUCACACAUUCAUUAAUUGCCAUCGUGAGGUAAUUAAUUUUGAUUUUGGGUUUUACUGAAAUGGAUUGAAAUAUUUACAGAGAUUUAUUGAAAACAAAUAUAAGCUACGUGUGAUUAAAU